Messenger RNA from Hippopotamus amphibius kiboko, 1353 nucleotides. It is a transcript of the gene KRT25, whose product is annotated as keratin 25. Lineage: Eukaryota; Metazoa; Chordata; Mammalia; Artiodactyla; Hippopotamidae. Gene Ontology annotation, biological process: intermediate filament organization; hair follicle morphogenesis. Gene Ontology annotation, molecular function: structural molecule activity. Bases 1 to 1353 code for a protein of 450 amino acids. The record is from RefSeq and is a predicted model, not a curated record. The transcript is spliced from 8 exons.
AUGUCUCUUCGACUUCCCAGUGGAUCCAGGAGGGCCAGUCCCUGUCCCACUGCAGGAUCACUCAGGCUCUCCGGAGGGGGAGCCUACUUUGGGGCUGGAAAUGCUUGCAGCAUGCCUGGAAUUGGAAGCGGUUUCUCAUGUGCCUUCGGGGGCAGCUCAUCGGGAGGAAAUGCCAUGGGGGGCAACCCCUGUGCUGGCUUUACUGUAAAUGAGGGGGGCCUCCUUUCUGGCAACGAGAAGGUGACCAUGCAGAAUCUCAAUGACCGCCUGGCCUCCUACCUGGAGAAUGUGCACGCCCUGGAGGAGGCCAACGCUGACCUGGAGCAGAAGAUCAAGGGCUGGUAUGAGAAAUUUGGGCCUGGUUCUUGUCGUGGUCUUGAUCACGACUAUAGUCGGUAUUUCCCAAUAAUUGAGGAUCUUAAAAAUCAGAUCAUCACUUCCACCACCAGCAAUGCCAAUGCUGUUCUGCAGAUCGAUAAUGCCAGGCUGACAGCUGAUGACUUCAGACUCAAGUAUGAAAAUGAGCUGGCUCUUCACCAGAGCGUAGAGAGUGAUGUCAAUGGACUUCGCAGAGUUCUGGAUGAAAUCACCCUAUGCAGAACAGACCUGGAGAUUCAGUACGAAACCCUGAGUGAAGAGUUGACUUACCUCAAAAAGAACCAUAAAGAGGAAAUGCAAGUCCUGCAGUGCGCGGCGGGAGGCAACGUGAACGUGGAGAUGAACGCGGCGCCCGGCGUGGACCUCACGGUUCUGCUGAACAACAUGCGGGCCGAGUACGAAGCCCUGGCGGAGCAGAACCGCCGGGACGCGGAGGCCUGGUUCAACGAAAAGAGCGCUUCGCUGCAGCAGCAGAUUUCUGAGGACGUGGGAGCCACCACCUCAGCCCGGAAUGAGCUGACGGAGAUGAAGCGCAAUCUCCAAACACUGGAAAUUGAACUUCAGUCUCUCCUAGCCACGAAACACUCCCUGGAGUGCUCCUUGACGGAAACUGAGGGCAACUACUGUGCACAGCUGGCCCAGAUUCAGGCUCAGAUCGGGGCCCUGGAGGAGCAGCUGCACCAGGUCAGAACCGAGACCGAGGGCCAGAAACUAGAGUACGAGCAGCUCCUGGACAUCAAGGUCCACCUGGAAAAAGAAAUUGAGACCUACUGUCUCCUCAUCGGCGGAGAUGAAGGGGCUUGCAAGUCUGGAGGUUACAAGUCUAAAGAUUAUGGAUCUGGAAAUGUGGGAAACCAAAUCAAAGAUCCAGCCAAACCCAUAGUGGUUAAGAAAGUCCUUGAGGAGGUAGACCAACGCAGCAAAAUACUUACCACCAGGCUCCAUUCCCUGGAAGAGAAAUCUCCAAGCAAUUAA